UCCUCGAGUGAGUUUGACUAAAGUUGGUGUCAGUGCUGAAGAUUUCGAAAAGUAAGCUAGUGUCACUGGCGGAGAUAAAUAGCCAGUGGUUUAGGAAAUGUGAUCAUACAGGACUCUUUUGACUUUAUUUGGAGAUUUUGCCGAACCAGGGACUGCUGUGGACGGAACACGCCGUGCUGAAGCCAGUUGCCAUGCUUAGUCUACAAGUGUGGAAUAAUUUCAUGAUUCCUGUGCCUAUUUUGCGGAUUAUUUCACCAGUUUGAAUGUAACAGGGCUAAUACCAGCGAACAAGAGCAGUGGUUUACCGUACCGGAAUAACAGAGCACAUGUCUUCGGCUGAGGAGUGAAGUAUUUCUCCAGACUUGUGGACUAAAAGCACCUGACAGACACUUCUUCUUCCCCAGCAUGACUCUCGGGGCGCUGUCCGGAUCCCACAGCCCACCGGCUGUCAGCUUCUGCUCCUGCUGCGGGGCCAGGAUGGUGCCAUACUUCAGCGACAACGCGGUCAUGUCGAAAAAUCAGAUCAACCAGCUGAUCAGUGAAAGUUUCCUCACUGUUAAAGGCCCAGCUUUGUGCCUUCCUGGGGAAAAUGGCCCCACACCUACCUCUGCAACGUGCGCCAACCAGCAUAUGAACAAGCCCACAGAUGACCUUCAGAAACAUCUUCAGACCAUGUUUACUGUUCUGCGUCCGGAUGACACCAUCAAACUGGCUGUUCGUCUGGAGAGUUCCUCCCUUCAGGUAACACACUACAUGGUUGUCGUCUCCACCAACGGCAGACAGGACACGGAGGAAAGCAUUGUCCUUGGCAUGGACUUUGUCUCCUCUGAUAGCUUUUGCACAGUGGGUCUGGUUUUACCUCUGUGGAGUGACACAAGGAUACACUUGGAUGGAGAUGGAGGAUUUAGUGUGUCAACAGUGAACAGGGUUCAUGUUUUCAAGCCAGUUUCUGUCCAAGCCAUGUGGUCAGCCCUCCAGUCGCUCCACAAGGCCUGUGAUAUUGCUCGUUGUCAUAACUACUACCCUGGUAGCUUGUUCUUGACCUGGGUCAGCUACUAUCAGAGCAGGAUCUCAUCCAACCAAUUCUGCAUCAAUGAGUGGAACGCCAUGCAAGACGUUGAGUCACAUCGAGCCAAUUCACCAAUUCUCUUCACAGAUCUGCCCACGGAGAGGGAGCGUACAGAGAGGCUCAUCAAGCAGCGCCUCAGAGAAAUCAUGAUGCAGAAAGACCUGGAGAAAGUCACCUGUAAGGAGAUCCGCACAGAGCUGGAGAUGCAGAUGGUGUGUAACCUCAGGGAAUUUAAGGAGUUCAUAGAUAAUGAGAUGAUAGUCAUCCUGGGACAGAUGGACAGUCCCACUGAAAUCUUUGAUCAUGUCUAUUUGGGCUCUGAGUGGAACGCCUCUAACCUUGAGGAACUGCAGAACAAUGGAGUGCGCUACAUCCUGAAUGUGACCAGAGAAAUAGACAACUUCUUUCCAGGGAUGUUUGAGUACCACAACAUCAGAGUAUACGAUGAAGAGGCCACAAACCUGCUGGAAUACUGGAAUGAGACCUACAAGUUCAUCUCAAAAGCCAGGAAAGCUGGUGCCAAGUGUCUGGUUCACUGUAAGAUGGGUAUCAGUCGUUCUGCCUCCACAGUGAUCGCCUAUGCAAUGAAAGAGUACGGCUGGAACCUGGACGCUGCUUUAAAGUAUGUUAAAGAUAAACGCGCCGUCACUAAACCGAACCCGUCCUUCAUGAAUCAGCUGGAGGAGUACCAGGGAAUUCUGCUAGCCAGCAAACAAAGGCAUAAUAAGCUUUGGCGCUCACACUCUGAUGGCGACCUAUCAGAUCGUCCAGAGAAGAUCUCUAAAACCCCCACCAGUUAUCUGGGUCAUUCCAACUCUCAGAACAAAAACUCCUCUUCUCCCUCGUUACCUAGCUUUCUGGGUGUGGAGUCAUUGGGAGCACUCACUGCUGAACAUGAAGACUUUGUCACAUCAGACACUGCUUCAACCUCUGAUUCACACACAGAAUCAGCUGAUAUGUGUGAUCCAGCACAUCAGGAAGACACAGAAUCCAGUUGUGACCCACAAGCAGCCACUGUAGUCCUGGAGGAAAACUUAGACAUGCUACCUACUGUGACUGUAACUGCACCUCCAGCUCCUGAGCCCCAGUGUGCUCUGCAGAAUCAGCCCAAUGAACUGUCUUUUUCAACGUCCCAACACAAAACUCAAGAACUGUGCCUCAAGAUAUCUGAGCAGAGCAGCUCAGAAGAAGUCUCUGCUUUUACUCUGAAAUCCACUGACUCAGACACAAAAGAUCAAUCACUAACAAAUUUAAGGAGUGACUUACAAAACCACCUAAGCCCUGCAAAAAUCUCUCCCCCUCCCCUGGUUAUCCCCCUUGCUCCUACGGACAACAACAACAACAACAACCCAAGUGAGUCACAAACAGAGAGUGGUUUUGAAAGCCAUGGCGAAGUCAAAGGGUCAUCCAACCACAUUGUGGACACCACUGACUUCUCCAGCACCAGAGAAAAAUUACCACACCUCACCAAAGAUGCCAGGUCAGCAACACCUUCACAGCGAAAACAACAAAGAUUACUUCUGUCACUCGAGGAAAAUGGAGCAACUGUGGCUGAAAAUGGAGAGGAGCAGGGAAACAGGGUUUCUGCACAGUUUGAAGAUAGCCCUGACACACCUUAUCAGCCUCAACAUGACACCAGAGUAUCAGUUCGCCAUAUUGUCACAGAGAUUGAAGCCUCCUGCCUUCCUGCUCCCUCCUCAUCUUCGUUUCUUCCCUCAUCUUUGCACAUCCCUCAGCUACAACCAGGUGAUCAAGAUUCUGAAAUCACUAACGCUUCUCCUUUGUAUCCCUCGGCUCUCUCCAUUCUGCCAUGUGAUCUGCCAGAAGGCCUGGUGCGGCAAGCAACUGAGCAGCUGGAGCAGAAGCUGAAGCAUGAAAUAGAGACGGCUGCUAUCUCUCAGGGCAAAAUCAUGAGUGAAUCUGUGAAGUCCAAAGAGGGAGAGAAGCAAAUGGAGUUUAACACAGAGCUACAAAGACUCGACUCCUCGCUUACAGACAGUCUCCCUAAUCACUCAUCCUCCACUAUCUCAAAUAUUAGUAAAGACUUUUGUGUUUCAGAUAACUUUGAUAUUCAUAUACUGGAAUCAUCACUGGACUCCCAUAGUCAAUCAGAGGAAUUAGCCAAAGAUACCUCAGCCCAGUCCCAAACCCAAAUUCAGCAGCCUUGUUCAUACCCAGCAACUCGGGAAGUGGACAUGCAGCAGUCAGGUUCAGAUAAGAUGCUGGGGUCCCAUGGUGUGCGACCGGCCUUGGACCCUGGUUAUAACGGCUUCAGCAGGCUGACUUGCAGCAGCCAGGAGCUGAAGAGAAUUCAGCAGGCACUCAGAGAGCUGCAGGCCUUCCUCCAGAAGCAUGUCGGUCUGGAGACAACAGACAGCCAGGAAGGGGAUGUUGGACAGCUUCAGAGUUUAAAGAAUGUUAGCGACACUGAACUUAGACCUCGUGAAGGUACUGGUUCUGAACAGACUCCUCAAGGACUGCAUGAGGGGCAUUGCCACAGGGAAAUAAAAGGAACAAGGAGUUACCUGGCCCUGAAAGAGUGGUACAGAGCUGUGGAGCUUGAAGCUUGUAUUCGACAUGCCGGCCUCACACCCCCUUCUCUAAUGAAGAGGUCCGCUUCCUUAGCUAAACUGGACUCUCUGGAUCUGUCGGCCAAUGACCUGAGGCUGCACACCAGUGCCACAUCGUCCGACUCCCAAGACUCUUUUCCCAUAUCUCACCCUGACGAUGCCCUGAAGAAGCAGAAAGUGUUGGGACAAAAUAAAUUCAAAAUAGAAACCCAAAUGAGCAGAGAUGUGGUCCCUUCAUUCUCUUCAACAUCUGUCUACCCAAUCUCAGACUCUACUUGUCAUCCAGAAGGUGAUACUGGUAGGAGAGAGGGACAAGACAGCAGUGGAAGCGGGUCAGCCACUUCAGCACGUCAGCAGGGAAGGGGACACUCAUCAAAAUGUUCUCGCAAAGUUUCUGUAGAGCGAAUGUGAGCUAUCUCAGUGCCAUACAGUACAAUGUAACCUCAGUGAAACUGUUUGAGAGAAACUGAAUGAUGUUUGGCUGUGUAGCAUUUAAGCUGUAUCCUGAAAUCUAUCUCUGUAGUAAGCAAAGCUGGAUAAACUUGUCCUUAAAUUAGGGCUGUCAGACCACCUUAAAUUCUUAUUACUGAUCACUGAAUUUCAGUGGCUAUUAGCAAUAAAUCACAUGAAAAUAGAUUUUAAAAAGAAAAGAUUAAAUUGAAAUAUUUUAUAUCACAAGGUGCCAGUUACCUUUGACUUGCCAACUAAACUGUUUAACAGGUUUAUAUAUAUAUAACUGAAAUGAGACCUUUAAAGGAGCAGAAGGGUCCUUGUUAUAAAUCACUGUGAGAACAGCGAGAUGCUAAGAUGAGUAGCAUCCAGCUGCUGCCCCACUAUGGAAGCUUCUUAAUGCAUUUUUAAAAUUUCAGACCUUUUCUUAUUUUGAUUAAUGUGCAAUUACUGACAGCCCUUGUUUGCAUGAAAAUCACUGUUGUUUCAUCCUCAUUUAAGGUUAAUGUACAGUAUUGAAAUAAACAGCUGUUUUUAUGAUGCUUGUUUUCCAGGUUUUUAAAUAGCCAGAGGGGCUUUUUUCUAAACAUGCACUUUAUUGUUUUAGUGUUCUUUUUUGGUGAAAACUGUUUCUUGUAAAGGAAAUUUCUUUUGCACUGAUCUCAUUACUCUAUGUAUGUGUGCUAUUGUUUGUGAAGAAGAUGGCCAUUUUGUUUUUCAAAUUUUUAAUUAAACCAGAGCUUU
Molecule: messenger RNA, 4833 nt
Organism: Cheilinus undulatus (humphead wrasse)
Lineage: Eukaryota; Metazoa; Chordata; Actinopteri; Labriformes; Labridae
Gene: ssh2a
Product: slingshot protein phosphatase 2a
Exons: 14
Coding region: 406-4050 (1214 amino acids)
Biological process (GO): protein dephosphorylation; negative regulation of actin filament polymerization; actin cytoskeleton organization
Cellular component (GO): cytoplasm
Molecular function (GO): actin binding; protein tyrosine/serine/threonine phosphatase activity
Source: RefSeq, a predicted model, not a curated record